AUGCAUCCCGCCUUCUACAUUACCCACCCUGUUGUCAUUGUCAGCGUGCUAGCUGCCAUUGGAGGGAGGACGAAAAUGUCAUCACCAGCCAGUCCCACCUCCAUCUCCAUCUCCAGCAGUCUCUGCACCACAUAUAUCAGCAGCCUGUUUGCUGCAAUACGGCAUCACGAUGAAUUGGCAGAUAUGUCACUUCUCAACCUCACACAUUUUAUCCGACGUGCACAUCUACUGAAGGACAACAUUCUCCAGCCGCAGCCUCACACCGAGCCUGUUACUAUUGCUCCUGAAGUUAUACCACCCUCAAUCACCACAUUUCUCUCUCAGUCAUUCAACAUAUCGGUAGACGCGGUAGACCAUCUCUGGGAGAUCAUGAAGGAUCUUGUGUGGACCUUGCCGGAUGCAGCUGAGGAACAAGCUGAUGAGGAGGCUUCUUUCAAGAUUCAUGGACACCCACUAGGCCUCACAGUGUGUGUUCUUUAUCCUCCAGUCAAGAUGUGUAUCAAUCCCGAGUGCACUGCCUGGCAGCUCGGAUCUCUCCUCAAAAAAGAAGAGCAACAAUGUGUUGUUGUUUUCACACAUGCAAGUGGCGCACACCCUGCAUGGUCCAUUCACUUGAAAUUUCAAGCAUGCAAUACCAACUAUCAUCAUAAUUAUAGUGUCAAGAACAAGACUCGCACAUACUAUGGUGGAAUACCAUUGCAUAUACAGGUCACAGAGCAUCAAUUUGUCGAGCUUGAGUUGGCGAUGCAGUGGAUUGAUCUUAUGCAAAUUGCUGUUUCAGUAACGAACUGCACAUGCCUAUAUGAAAUCGCUCAAACCCAUAGCAGCACGGAGCGCGACGAAUCAUGGCAGUUCUUGAGCUCACUGACGACGUGGGAGGUCUGGGAUGCAUUUGUGAUUGUCUCGUUGCUUGAUCAUCAGCAGACGCGAAGGGGACAGCUUCAAGUCCCCCAUGACGGGGACCAAAAGGAUUGCUAUACAGCUGUGAUGCAUGCGUGCACCGAAUGGAUCAUGACUCAUGGUCAAGAAGAACUCCCCCAUGCAUGCUAUGGGUGCAUGCGAGCUUACACCUCACCUGAUGGCACGCUGCAGUCCACUGAAGUCAUUGUGACUGAUGGUGUCACCGUCGGAUGGCCCUGUUGUGCUAUACCAUGGUGCAAAAACCCACUAACGACCAACCACCAUAGGUACUGCCUUGAGCACCAAAAUCUCAAGAGUGUUUGUGCUGUGGAGGGCUGCGGUCAGGCAGUUACCAGUGAUCCCAAGACUGGGAAGCUUCUGAAGGCCUGCAAUGACCCUGUUCAUGUGAAGAUGGAAGCUGUGAAUAUGGAAUCCUCUCGUAGUGGGAAAAGCAGGACUCAGCACAACAAGAUCGCGAGGCUUGACAAUGCCAUGGAAUACAUGCAUGAUCUCAUCAACAAGGUUGAGUCUAUCCCUCUCCAGGACACCGAUGAAUGGUACGAGCAUGAGAUUGCUACUGGUGCUGUACGUUUGGUGCAGGCAUCUGUGACCACGUCAACAGGAGUUUCUGAUCUGGCACCUAAUGAGCCCUCCAACCAUGACAACGGUGUACCUGCAUGCUCUGGCAAAGAUGCUCCUGUCAAGCUGAAGGCUGUGUUUCGUCGACAACGCAUGAACAAUGAGCAGCUCAUUGUAUGGCCAUGUGGCAUCAUCAGUGGAUGA
This is a messenger RNA of Suillus fuscotomentosus, 1683 nucleotides long. RefSeq lists its product as uncharacterized. NCBI's taxonomy places the organism in Eukaryota, Fungi, Basidiomycota, Agaricomycetes, Boletales, Suillaceae. The record is from RefSeq and is a predicted model, not a curated record. The transcript has 4 exons. Bases 1 to 1683 code for a protein of 560 amino acids.